CCCGAAUCUCAAUUGAAUUUAUCUCCCCCUCCCCGAGCUUAAUUACCCGUUUGCAGGUUUUUUCCUUUUUCAGCCCAAAAUCAAUAUAGCUUCCAUGUUGCCGUUUUAAGGUACUAAUAUCCAGACCCAUUUUAAUUUUUAUUAACCGAAACGGUUUCUCGGAGGCAUAGCCGAUGACGGCGCCGCCUGCCAGAACCGCUGGCGCCGCUUUGACUCUACUUUCAGUGAUAGGCGUGCUCUCUUGCAUAAUUCUAUACACCACCAACAAGUCUCGCUCGAAAUCAUCUACCCGGAAGGGCACACUUAAGAAUCCCAAGAGUGGCCUCGUCGCCGCCAUUGGCAACACCCCUCUCAUUAGGAUCAAUAGCCUUUCUGACGUUACUGGAUGCGAAAUUCUGGGAAAGGCAGAGUUCUUGAAUCCUGGAGGUAGCGUGAAAGAUAGGGUCGCAGUUAAAAUCAUUGAAGAGGCCUUGGAAUGUGGAGCUCUAGCUCCUGGUGGGGUAGUUACAGAAGGAAGUGCUGGAAGCACAGCAAUCAGCCUUGCAACAGUUGCUCCAGCCUAUGGCUGCAGGUGCCAUGUAGUAAUCCCUGAUGAUGCUGCAAUUGAGAAGUCUCAAAUUCUAGAAGCUCUUGGCGCCACUGUCGAAAGAGUUAGACCGGUUUCAAUCACGCAUAGAGACCACUUUGUCAAUAUUGCGAGGAGAAGAGCACUCGAGGCAAAUGAACUAGCUUCAAAGCACCAAGAAGAAGCUAGCAGGGAUAGCAGUCACUUAAAUCAGAAUAUCAACCAUGAUCCGGAUGAUUUAACACAUAGUUCAGAAUGUUUAGCAGAUUGCAAGGGAGGUUUCUUUGCAGAUCAAUUUGAGAAUCUUGCCAAUUAUCGGGCUCACUAUGAGGGCACUGGGCCCGAGAUCUGGGAACAAGUUGGCGGGAAAGUGGAUGCAUUUGAAAAGAAACCUUCAAUCAAGUGCUUUCUGAUCGAUCCACCUGGUUCUGGUUUGUUCAACAAGGUGACAAGAGGAGUGAUGUACACUAAGGAGGAGGCUGAAGGAAAGAGAUUGAAGAACCCUUUUGAUACAAUCACUGAAGGAAUCGGAAUCAACAGGUUAACAGAAAAUUUUAAAUUGGCUCAACUUGACGGGGCUUUCCGAGGCUCGGAUAAGGAGGCUGUUGAAAUGUCUAGGUACUUGAUGAAAAAAGAUGGCCUCUUUCUUGGCAGUUCUUCAGCGAUGAACUGUGUGGGGGCUGUAAAAGUUGCACAGAAACUGGGACCCGGUCAUACCAUUGUCACAAUUUUAUGUGAUAGUGGGUUGAGGCACCUGAGUAAGUUUUACAAUCCCCAGUAUUUGGCCCAGUAUGGCUUGACGCCUUCAGCUGUUGGAUUGGAAUUCCUCGGUUACAAUAAUGGAAUGGUAAUGUGCACGCCUUCUGUACUUCCAUCCUUUGGUGUUUCAGGCUUGGUUUGGAAAACUCUGGACCGCCAUCUGCCAGAUUGGAACUGGCCUUCAAUUUCUAAAGUUUUGGCACUCCUUUUCCCAUAUUGGGAUGCAUUAGUAAAAAUACAGUUGGAUGACUUGAUAAGCGUUUGGGAAAGAGCUGUCAAUAGAAUGACGCACUGGAAUUGA
Messenger RNA from Striga asiatica, 1625 nucleotides. NCBI's taxonomy places the organism in Eukaryota, Viridiplantae, Streptophyta, Magnoliopsida, Lamiales, Orobanchaceae. The record is from the annotation of a GenBank genome assembly.